UGCACAUCAUAUUGUCUUGCUGGUCAGUUGGUGGGGAGGACCAAACUGUAACUUUAGCUGUGGUGAAAGCGAUGUUUUUUUUUGGGAUACGUCACUAUUCGUCAAAGCUGGAUUGUGGAUCUCGUGCUCAUUUAAAAGAUGGAUUUAGACGUGUGUGCAGGCGGGAACAGUACCAAGGGAAAAGCUGAUUCGGCUCAUGCUGGUGAAGGAGGCGCUAUGGCGACCGUGCCUCUGGAGCUCUAUGACUCCGCUAGAGCGAAAAUAGAUGCAAAUCUCCGCUGGCUGUUAGCCAAAGCUUACGGUAUAGACCACAUCCCAGAAGAUCUAUGUGACCCCUUCUACACGGACCAGUAUGAGCAGGAGCACAUCAAGCCGCCCGUCAUCAGACUGCUGCUGUCCGGGGAGCUGUACUGCCGUGUCUGCGGCCUCAUCCUGAAGGGCGAGCAGGCCUCAGCGCUCCAGUCCCACCUGUCCGUCAUCCAGGCCCUCUCCCGGAAAGGCAUCUACGUCCUGGAGAGCGACAACAACCCAGUCUCUGACGGUGACCUGGACUGUAGCCCCAUCAAGAUGAGUUCCCACAUACCAUUAAUUGAUUCCCUGAUGAUGGCCUACACAGUGGAGAUGAUCAGCAUAGAGCAGGUGGUAGGCUGCGUCAAACGCUUCUCCACCUUCAGCGCCGCCAAGGAGCUGCCCUUUGACCUGGAGGACGCCAUGGUCUUCUGGAUCAACAAGGUGAAUAUGAAGAUGAAGGAGAUCACAGAGAAAGAGACCAAAAUCAAGCAGCAUCUGCUAGAGUCCCCCAGCCACCAAAAGGUGCGAUACCGUAGAGACAACCUCUCUGGCCGGCAGCUCCAGCACUUCCCCAUGCUGGAUGACCUCAUGAAGGACAUGUGUGAUGGCGCCGCUCUGCUGUCAGUGGUGCACUUCUACUGCCCCGAAUGUAUGAGGCUAGAGGAUAUUUGCCUGAAAGUGGUGUCCUCCAUAGCAGACAGCCUGUACAACAUCCAGCUCUUGAGGGAGUUUUGUAAUGAGUACCUGAACCGAAACUUCCACCUGCGUCCAGAAGAUGUGCUGUAUGCUCCCCCAGUGCUGAAGCACAAUAUCAUGGUGUUCAUCGCAGAGCUAUUCUGGUGGUUUGAGAUCCUCAAGCCCGACUUUGUCCAGCCCCGGGAUGUGCAAGAAGUCAAAGACGUGAGGUCACUGCUGCAGCCCAAGGAUUCCCGCCCCCAUGUCUCCAUCUCCAAUGCUACCAAACGCAGCUUCCUGGCCACACCUGGCUCUCCUGACAUCGUAACAACGUCCCAAAGCCCAGAUAUCUAUAACAGUACCAAAGUCAGUCCUGCAUCUAGCUCCUCACACGUAUUACUCCCCCUGAGACAGAGGCAACAGAAGUCCAUACAGAAGAAUGACGCCUCAGGGCAGAGAAACAGAUCCAACUCUCUGUCACGUGUGGACAGUCAAGUUCAGGGGUCAAGCUUGGCCUGGCCAGAGAGGAGACAGAGACCCCUUUCCCAGCCGGUGCCCUACGCUCUCCACUUCCCCCUGGAGAGAGAGUGCGAUGGCCUGAGCCUGGCCCACUCCAUCAGCAAGGACAGCCUGGGAACCAACAUCAUCAGAAUCACACCCAAACACAUGCCUGGUGGGCCGGGGAUAGGUGUACAACUGCCCCCCCACAGGCUCAACGGUCAGGACAUGAUGGGCCACAUCCGCUUCAAGGACAAGGAGAUGGAGGAAGAAGAGCUGGUGGCCAUCAUCCACCCGGCGGCCCUGGCCAGUGCUACAGCCCCCGUGCCUCCCCCGAGAGUGACGAAAUGGAAGGACGACCUGGAGGUCCAGAGUGAGGUGACCUCCAGAGUGUCCAGUGCUCGUCACGCCUACUGCCUCACUGCCCCUCACCCUGACCCCCAGGCUGAGAGUUUCUACCUGGAGCCCCUGAUGCCAGCCGUUUUUAAGACAGCCAAAGAGAAGAGCAUCAGCCUGAACAAGGAAGAGGAAAGCGGGGAGAGUACAAGCAAAGCGGUCCUUAAGAGAACCACUGAGGGUCUUAAUUGCACGUUCACCCCCAUCCCCAAUGUGGAGGCCACCUUUGGUCACUUCAGACCACCCACGAAGGGGGGUACGGGUUCUUCUCAGCUCCCUCUGAUGGGGGCAGCAGAGCCCAUCACCAAGGAUCAGUCUUGUGGCUUCUUCCUCCACCUGCCAGCGGAGCCCGGGGACCAGACGACGACCUUCUUGGGGCUGGCACCGAGCUACAGCCCCUUCCCCACCGCCAUUACUACAGCUUGUGUGGGCCGGGACUCAUACUCUGAGAUUGCAAACCUGGAAGAGGAGGAGGAGGAUGAUCAGAUGGAGCUGGCCAAGGAAGUGGUGAGGAGGGUCAUGGGGAAGUGCCUGGGAGAGGGAGGGGAGAGCAAAGGGGAACCGGAGGGGGGCGAGGGCGAGUCGGCCAAGCUCCGGGAGGACAUGAAGGUGUGCGAGCGCGAGGACAAGGAAGGCCUGGAAACCUGGAGCGGACCAUCCAGCCCUUGCCUUAGCACGGCGUCCUGGGCCAGCAGUGUGUGCAACAGCGGCACCAUGCGAAUGACCAGCUUUGCAGAGCGCAAGCUCCACCGAAAGGUCAACAGCUUUCCCGACGACUGUUCCAAAAACAGCAGCUCCCAAAAGACCACACCCGAUGGCUCGGAGAGCGCCCCCUACACUCUAGGAGGCUUGUGGUGCCUGCAGGCUCCUAGCCCAUGUCGGCUGGCUAAAGACGGCGCUUUGCGGGUCAGAAAGGAGGUUGGCACCACCAACGUCCUGGCCUCAGAGGUGGUGCAGCUCCACAUGCAGCUGGAGGAGCAGCGGCGGUCCAUAGAGCACCAAAAGAAGAAGAUGGAGACCAUAUCGGCGUGCCAGCGACUCAAGCUGGGCAAGGCUGCCUUCCUCAACAUUGUCAAGAAGGGGGGUGGCAAGAACAACACGCUGCCCCAGCCCCUCAAACACCUGGAGACCCAAUAUCAGACGGCCGGCAAGGACAAGGCUUGCAGGGACGAUUCGUGUUUGGAUGUCCUGAAGGGUCAGAGGAAGGAAGGACAGCAGCAGAGGGAAAGGGACAACAGAACAAACAGUGGCGGUGCAGGGCCGCCGGACGAGGCGGGGGUCGAGCCAGACCUGAGCGAGUGUAGCCGCUCCAUAGAGUUGCUGAAUGAAGCCAUCAGUGCCAUUCAGCAGCAGAUGAUGCAGCUGUCUCUACAGCAGGACCGUCUGAUAAAGCAGAGCGUCCAGUCACCCCUAGGGGUCCCGCAUGCCGCCUCCCUUCUAUCCCUGCCAUCAGCCCCUACACCCACCCAAGACACCUCUUCAAUUCCUUCCUCAGACUCCACCGUUACCCCCACCACUCACUCAGACUCCACCGCUACCCCCACCGACUCCAAAUUCCGCCCGGCCGUGCGUUUCAUGGAGACCAUCACCACCGCUCCACCCACCCGCCGCCCUCCCAAACUGAGCUCCGGAUGCAGCCCCAGGACCAAACCCUCAGAACUCAAACUGACCAAGGAGAAUGGCAGGCCGGCUUCCAAGACCGGCACCCCUGCAUCCAACACAGACCCUAGGCGCUCCCCGGGGUGGCACACCACCUCCCAAGGGGAGCAGGAUAGGGACCGGAGUCAGAACAGCAGCCCCACCUGCGUGAUAUUCACAGAGAGCCCAAGGGCCUUGGAGAGAGGCACACUCCGUAGCACCACCUUCAAGAUCAGAGAUGAGGCCAACCAGCGCAGCCACAGAGACGGGCCCACCCUUAACCCUAAGGAUUCAACCCCCUAUGGCACCCCUCUCACACCCCACUGUGUGGACGUGGCUGAGGGGCGGGAUCGUAGCGGCUCAGGGAAGGAGUUCGAGGAGGGAGGUCGAGGGAAAGGCCAGCUGAUCGAGGUAGACCUGUCUGACCUGAAGGAACCAUCGGAGGGGAAAGACUCCAAUAUAGGGGACACCUCGGCAGACGGAGAACAGAAGUCAGGGCUGGGUUUCUUCUUCAAGGACGAUGAGAAGAUGGCAGAGGAUGAGAGGGCAAAGCGUCGCGCUCACUUUCUCCUCAAACAGCAGCGGAAGAUGGAGGAGGCACGGCUCCGCAAACUGCAGACGGAGGCUGAGAGCGAACAGAAACGAGACGAAGCCAGGCGUAAGGCAGAAGAGGACCGUGUGAGGAAGGAGGAGGAGAAGGUGCGGAGGGAGCUGAUCAAGCAGGAGUACCUGAGGAGGAAGCAGCAGGAGCUGAUAGAGGAGCAGGGUUUGGUUAAGCCCAGGUGUAAAGCCAGGAAGACCCGGCCUAAGUCCCUGCAUCGUGGAGAGUCCUGCUCUGACACAGACUUCUCCAAGGGAUCCUCCACACGUUAUUCUCUGAGAGCAUCCAUGUUGAUGAGAGCCCAGGGAUCAGCAGCAGGCAGUAGGGGAGAGGACAUUCUCCACUGUUUCCAAUCAGGCUCCACUCUCUCCUUGGCCACCGAGACAGAGAGUGUCACUUUUGGAGGAGCCAAACCACAGAGGCGUGGGUCGGUGGAGUCGUUCCCUCUUCUAAGCAUGAACUCCAGUAGGAACAUGGAGAGAGACUGGGAGAACGGCUCUACAGCCUCCUCCAUCACAUCUACAGUAGAGUACAAUGGUCCCAAGCUGUUUAAGGAGUGUGUUUCCAAGUCCAACAAGCCGAUAAUCCACAAUGCCAUCACCCACUGCUGCCUGGCUGGCAAGGUCAACGAAGCCCAGAAGAACACCAUCCUAGAGGAGCUGGAGAGGUGUGAGGCCAACCACCUGAUGAUUCUGUUCAGGGACGGUAGCUGCCAGUUCCGAGCCAUCUACUCCUUCUCCCCCGACACAGAGGAGAUUGUCAAGUUCACCGGCAUGGGGCCACGCAGCAUCAGCCGCAAGAUGAUCGACAAGCUCUAUAAGUAUAGCUCCGACCGCAAGCAGUUCAACUGCAUCCCCGCCAAGACCGUGUCAGUCAGCGUGGAUGCCCUGACCAUACACAACCACCUGUGGCAGAUCAAGAGGCCCAGUGUCACUUCUAGGAAGAAUUGAGGAAGGGAAGAAGAGGAGGACAAGAAGGCACACCAUAGGCAUUCAUUCUACGAUUGGGCAGGACCCAGUAGUCUCGGAUAUGACCAUUCUGUGGGUUUGGCCUGUUGAUGACGGGGGAUUGGUCUAUUGCUGUGUGUGUAUAGCCUUCGGAUUGGUGUAAAUGGCGGUCUCCGUGGAGAUGGACCUGAGAAUUUUAAUGAACACCUUCCAACUAACCAAAUUAGUUUUUUAAAUAUUAGGAAUGUUUUUGAUUUUUCUCAAGGCAGUUUUCUGCAUGUGGCACUUUUUAUGUUUGAAGUAUUAGGUUUUAUGCUAACUAAGGAAUAGCCUAUAGUUUAGCACUGAACACACUUCUUCUAUACAGUACUUUACCCUUAUGUAGUGGAUCAAAAAGACAAAACAAAGUAAUACUGAAAAUACAGACUACUGAAAUUAGUGCAAAUAGAGGCAGCACUGAAAGUACAGACGCUACAAACUUAUAAUAAUAGAAACCACAGGCAUUGUCAAAAUUGUUUGAAAGUGUUUGUUCUAGUCGGGCAAAAUCCUGCAGCUGUUACCCCUCUGAUAUCCUUCAAAAGGCUAUUUAUUCAAUAAUACUAGUAUGGGCUUUUAAGUUAUUUUACCAUGAAUAAACUUUACUUAAUAUUUUUGAGAAUUAUGAGAAAGAUAUGGUCAAGUCUUGUUUUUGUGUGUGUUUUUGCAGAUGUUUGUGAAAAAGGGGGUUGGGAAUGCGUGGUUGUGUGUCUCUCUGAAUGUGUUUACUCGUUUAAAUUAUGUUUUUGUCCCAGGAGAAGGGAGGCUCAUCAUUUCCUCAGUGUUAUUGUUAGUGUUGAGGUGGUGAUUAGUAUUUACUCGGUUCCAGUCUAUUGCACUCUAUCUACAGUAUGUUACAGCAGAAUACUGGCCCACGAUCAAUGGUACUCAUGAAGAUCCAAAUCCACUGAAUGCUCAGCUCACUCUUACCAGCAGAGAGACACCAAGGUCUUCUGCUCCUUUUCACUAACACACUGGAACCUGAUCUGAAGUAACUGACUAGGUUUAGGAUUUUUUUCUGGCAAUGUGAUCUGGCCAGGACAACAAAAACAACUAUUGUCCCUACUUGCAGCCUAUAACAUGAGCCAGGAUUUUUCCCUAGUCACAUGGUCGGGGAAAAGUCCUGGCCCCAUUCAUGACCUAAACCUGCUGUCUGUGAGCACUAAGAGCAGCUCUACCAUGACUGACUAUGCCUCAAGUUCAUUCAAUUCAAGGAAAACUGGACAAUACUUGAUAUUAUUUGCUGCAUUUUGUACAUGUGAGUAGUGGUUUUGUAUAUACAUAUAGUGGUUUAGUAAACAUAUAUCCUUAUGUUUACUAAAAGUUGGCGCAAUUGAAUUUUUCAUUACUGGCUUUAAAGAUUCUAUUUGUUUCUUUAAAAUAUUCUACUAUAUAUUUAUUUUGAAAAACACUAGUGUAAUAAAUAAUACUGGUAAACUAACUAUGGUUCCUUUGCUUUGUUGCCCAUGAUUUCAUUUAAUUCAUGAAAAUGUAUUUGUAUUGUGGGUUUUUUCAGCUGUUGAUCAUAAU
This is a messenger RNA of Oncorhynchus gorbuscha (pink salmon), 6612 nucleotides long. Its product is annotated as calmodulin-regulated spectrin-associated protein 1-B-like. Gene Ontology annotation, biological process: cytoplasmic microtubule organization; neuron projection development; negative regulation of microtubule depolymerization. Gene Ontology annotation, cellular component: microtubule minus-end. Lineage: Eukaryota; Metazoa; Chordata; Actinopteri; Salmoniformes; Salmonidae. The record is from RefSeq and is a predicted model, not a curated record. Gene Ontology annotation, molecular function: calmodulin binding; spectrin binding; microtubule minus-end binding.